UUUUAGUUUUAUUAUAAUUUUCAUUUUUAAAAUAUUACAAGACAAACAAAUGAUUAAAACAAUUAAUGAUUGUGGGUUUUGAUUUUUGAAUGAUGAAUGCUUUUUUCCCUUUUUAAAAAGCACCACCUUGCUGUUACAGUGCCAACUGAUUCUUCAGUGUCCACUGCAGUGAAAUUUGAAAAGGUGGAGGAUAAAACAUUGUCGUCAGCAUUUUUUAAAAACGAAAUGCACUUUUUUUUAUUCAUACAUACAGGGUUUUCCCACUUGGUCAGAAUGAUGGAGCGAGCUGUCGUGUUGGUGCUGUGCUGGAUGGUGAUGCUCGGACUCUGCACGCCACUCUAUCCUUCACUACGGUUUGGUCAGAGAGCCACUGCGAUACUGAUGAGCUCCUCACUGGAAGACCCUCUGCAGCCCCCGACAGACUACAGAUCUGCCCAGAGUCAGCACGUCGAGUUCAGGUCUGGGAGACACGCGGACGCCAUUUUCACCAACAGCUACCGCAAGGUUCUUGGUCAAAUAUCUGCUAGAAAAUUCCUCCAGACUAUUACAGGAAAAGGAUCCGGAACCAGGCCAGGAUCUGAACACUACGUGAAACGGCAGGCGGGAAUUUUCGAGGACACGUACAAGCAGGACCUGAUGUCCAUCGAGAGGGAACACAGCUACAGGGAGCAGCAGAGAGGACGUCGAGGCUUUAGUCUGCAGUGCAAUAGCUGUGCUUGUGGAGUGACGAACAGGAAGUGUCCAGAGACUCGACUCAGGAAAUAGUGCGUCAGUGUGUUUGCUUUCUUGUGGUUUGCCAGUAAAAUGGAUUAUGCAAAAACAAAUAAUGAAUCUCUCUGAAUAAAUCAGAAAUGCUGAGCCAAACUGUUUAGCAAUUUAUGUCACUUUGUUUUUUGUUUGCAAUUUAGUCAAAGUUGAGGAAAAAGAACACAGAACAUGGAGGGUUUUUCUUAUUUUAUUUUAUUUUUUAAGUUGUUUUCUUUACAAAACCCCGGUUUGGUGAGAUAAGUGUUCAGUGUGGUAUAUCGGACAUAAAAAAUAAAACUGAUCAGCAAAAAAAAAAAAUAAAAAAAAUCCAAACCUGUUCAAAGAGAAUUUGGGAAACAAAUGACAACCACAAAAAGAAGAAUCUUUACAGCUUGCUGUGAGAAAAACCACCUUAAAAGAACCAGCAACAAUCAUGUCAAAACCCCGAUGGAUCACGUACAGUGCAUUCAGUUGGUUUUUUUUU
Messenger RNA from Ictalurus furcatus (blue catfish), 1231 nucleotides. RefSeq names its product growth hormone releasing hormone (gene ghrh). Gene Ontology annotation, molecular function: growth hormone-releasing hormone activity; neuropeptide hormone activity; growth hormone-releasing hormone receptor binding. The record is from RefSeq and is a predicted model, not a curated record. Gene Ontology annotation, cellular component: perikaryon; terminal bouton; extracellular region. The coding region runs from base 97 to 765 and encodes 222 amino acids. NCBI's taxonomy places the organism in Eukaryota, Metazoa, Chordata, Actinopteri, Siluriformes, Ictaluridae. Gene Ontology annotation, biological process: positive regulation of cell population proliferation; growth hormone secretion; positive regulation of growth hormone secretion. The transcript has 5 exons.